CUUUCCACGCCACAGGACCUGACUCAUAGAAUAGAUAAGUUAGGUUAAAUGACAUUCAUUCCUAAUUAAGUUUAUAAGUAAUUGAAUGUAGUGGUUUUCUAGACAAUGGAAUCUGUUGUAACUUUAAACAAUGGAGUUAAAAUGCCAAUGGUUGGUUUGGGAACAUUUCAAAUAAAAUCAGAAGACAUUUUUCACCAAACUCUGGACUCUGCGCUUGGGUGUGGAUAUCGUUUAAUUGACACCGCAGCUGUUUAUAAGAACGAGCAUCUUAUUACAAGCUGUUUGCCUGAGUUGUUGGAGAAAUAUGGGUUGAAACGUGAAGACGUUUUCGUGACGACUAAACUUGGUCCGAAGGAUUUAAGCGAGGAGAUGGUGGAAGGAGCUGUGGAGGCAUCACUGAAGAAGAUGGGGUUGGAUUAUGUUGAUUUGUAUCUAAUCCAUUGGCCAGGUAGGCAGGGGGUGAAGGGAGGGGACGGUGUAAAUGUUUGUUGCAGGAGGGGGGUGUGGAAAAGAAUCGAAGAAAUUUAUCUGAAAUCGGGGAAAAUUAAAUCCAUUGGAAUUUCGAAUUAUUUGUUAAAACAUUUGGUUGAAAUGUCCGAGUAUUGGACGGUUGUUCCUGCUGUUUUGCAGAACGAGUUUCACCCGGACUAUGUUGAUUAUGAUGUCAUAAAGUUCUGUAAGGACAACGGGAUUCAUUUUCAGUCGUAUUCCUCGCUCGGUCAAGCGAGACUUGUAGAUGAUCCCAGAUUCAUAGAAAUAGCAGAAAAGUACAGGAAAACUGUCGCGCAAGUGUUGUUGAAAUGGUCGUUACAACACGGGUGUUCCGUCAUCCCAAAGUCAACACAGAAAUCUCAUAUCGAAGAAAACGCAAAAAUAUUCGACUUUGAAAUUUCCGACGAAGAUUUAGAAAUUAUUGGAAAAGUUGGGACAAACACGAAAUAUGCGUGGGACCCACAACAUGUGGUGUAGAUGGGCGUACUUGGUAGCCAGUUGUGCUAUAAGGGGGGUUGGAGGUCGCUAUGAUCCCAUUUUGUAAGAAAAAAUAGUCAAUUUUUUAACUAGGUCUUCGGAUAAAAUAUUUGAUAAUUAUUCUUACUUUUAAAUAAAUAUAACAAUACAACUUAAUGAACUUAUACAAUUGCUUGUAUUAAAAUAUUAAGUUACAAACAUUAAACAACAGAACUAAUCAAAUUAUGUUCCUUUAUUUCACA
Ciona intestinalis (vase tunicate) is the source of this 1211-nucleotide messenger RNA. The record is from RefSeq and is a predicted model, not a curated record. Lineage: Eukaryota; Metazoa; Chordata; Ascidiacea; Phlebobranchia; Cionidae.